AUGAAAUUGGAACCAGACUUCUACAUCAAGCUCUAUACAUCAACAGAGCUCCUCUCCCAACCAUGGCUCUCCAGUCUCACUAGCAUGGUCAAUGCAAGCUAUCGUGUCAGUCACACCCGCAGUAUCAAGUUUCCGGCAAAUAAGACUCGGCUUUUGAACGACUCGCAAUUAUCUAAAGAAGUCGGUCCGGAUGGUUUCACUGCGGUGGCUCUAAUUGAUCGCGGUCCGGAUCAAACCCCUGAAGUCAUUGGGACAGCAAGUAUGAAGAAAUGGAAAGAUGAUGGCCUUUGGAGACCCUAUAAAGAACUUCAAGAGGGGUUUGAUGCCGCUGUAGCGGAGCUUGAGGAGAACGAAGCCAGUCAGGCCAUGGACCAUGUGCUCGAGCGAUACGCCUGUUCGGGUGACUACGAGAUAGCUGUCGUGGCCCUUCCUCCCGACUCUCGAUAUCGUGGCAGGGGCAUUGCGGGUCAGUUAGUAAGGACCUGUGAAGAGGAAGUUUUGAGACGGCACCGGGUUGAAGACCAGGAUGCGUCAUCUCCGGUGCGCAUGAUGAUUCUUGUUGCUAAGGAGGAUACAGGUGCAUAUUGGAUUAAGCAAGGCUUCACCGUUGUGGGCAGUCGAAGAUGUGAUAUUGGGGUCUGGAGUGCACUGGAAGAAUUUACUAUGUGGGCUAUGCUUCGUGAGCUGGCAUGA
Molecule: messenger RNA, 693 nt
Organism: Penicillium nucicola
Lineage: Eukaryota; Fungi; Ascomycota; Eurotiomycetes; Eurotiales; Aspergillaceae
Exons: 1
Coding region: 1-693 (230 amino acids)
Molecular function (GO): acyltransferase activity, transferring groups other than amino-acyl groups
Source: RefSeq, a predicted model, not a curated record